Messenger RNA from Biomphalaria glabrata, 10789 nucleotides. RefSeq lists its product as uncharacterized. Gene Ontology annotation, molecular function: nucleic acid binding; RNA-DNA hybrid ribonuclease activity. The coding region runs from base 6656 to 8194 and encodes 512 amino acids. The transcript has 2 exons. The record is from RefSeq and is a predicted model, not a curated record. Lineage: Eukaryota; Metazoa; Mollusca; Gastropoda; Planorbidae.
UUUUUAUUUUCCUCGUGUAAUUUAUAUUUGUAUAUUUAUUUUUCUUAAGGAAAUCCCAUUACAAUGUAUCCAUAAUGUCAGUUUCUAGUUUGCACUUCAAUUUUCAGUGUGAAUAAAAAUAUAAACAGCCUAUUUUUGACUAAAGCCAGUCUCAUUGACGUAAGACUAAAGUGAAUCAGUUGCUAAACAUUCUCGACCCUAAUGCCCAUUGUAUUUUAGGAUGAAUUUGUGAAGGAUUAAUAAAAUAGUUUUAAAAAAUCUUUCCUAAAAAAUUAUUUGUAGGAUCUUAACAAAAUAAUUUGACAGGCAGAAUGUAAUACGCAAUUAUUAUUUUGUCUUCGAAACUUCAGUAGUGAGAAAGUUGCUAACUUUGUUUUUCUGUUUGGCUUUACUGGGAUGCUAAAACUCUAAUUUCUGAUAUUUAUUUAGAGGCAUUUUAAGGCAUUUAAUAAUGAUUAAUAAAUAGAACCCAAAUAGAAAGAGAAACGGGUUCAUUGAUUUUUAAUCUUAGCGAGUAGAGUUACCAGACUUACAGCAAAAGGAGGACAUGUUCGUCUAGCAUUGACUUACAGCAAAAGGAGGACAUGUUCGUCUAGCAUUGACUUACAGCAAAAGGAGGACAUGUUCGUCUAGCAUUGACUUACAGCAAUGGCAUUUCAUCCAUAAAUAGAUCCCAGUUCUUCCUAUCUUCUAUUUUUAACACAAAAGCUUACACAUAAAUAGCAGAAACAUGUAUUGCGAUGACCUCUUUCACAAGAAGUAUUUCGUAUCUUUGGGACUGAUAAAAAAAAUGUUAAUCAUAACUCUUCAAAAUCUGUCAUUUUUUCCGGCAAAAUUAACUGUUUAAAGAGCAGAGUGGACAACUGAGAGAAAUAAGACUCUCAUUAGCCCCAGUGAUAGCCUCACUAAGUAAAAUUUCAGGAGGGCCUAGUAGCAAUAUAUUUCUCAAACAAAUUAUUUUUUUUUACACCAGUUCAUCUACGAAAAGAAAAUGCGUGUGAAACUCUUAGCCUGACAUUCUUUUUUCAAAUAGUACUUAGAGGAGGAAAAGCCUUUCCUAAUAUGGAUGGGAAUUAGAUUCGAUUACAUCAACCUGACAGCAAAUAUUGAAAUUAGAAAACAACUUACAUUAAUUUUAAUUUUUAUUUUUGUAACCUAGCUCAUAGAGUAGAUAAUAAAAUUCAAUUUCAAGACAACUUAUCUAUAAUCUUUCAAUGGCGAUAUAUGUGUCAAAUACGUUUUAUCAGAUUAUAAAUCCAAAUCUAGUCUAGUGGUCCCUUCUUGUCGUAAUUACCUUGAUCACAUUACUAUUCUUUUCUUUCAUCUUUCAUACAACACAACAUGUGUUUCAAAAAUGUAAUCAGCAAAUUGAAAAUGUAUACAGCCAAGACAGGUAGUCGUAAUCAAACAAACUCCAAAAUUUUUCAACUUGGUUUUCACCCCCAAAAUGGUGUCGCCUGGUGUGGACUGCACCCCUCGCACCCCCAAGUGAUGCCACUGCUCUAAGAUACGUACCUCUCCCCAACAAUGUCGAUUAAUAUAUUGGAGUAGACGAGCUAGGAAAUUUAAAGAAAAAUGAGCCAGUAACACUAACCGUUUUACCAUGCGAACAGCAUAGUGCACUAUUACCCGCUAUUGGCACUUCUAGGCCUACUAAUCCUGUCCAUUAUCGCUCUUUCCACUUUAUAGAUAUAGACUAAAUCUAGAAUAUAUACUGGGUAGCAAAUCACAAAAUUCUGAAUAAGACCUAUACCAGUUUCAUAAGACCCAUUCUAUAAUAUAGUACCUCAGCGUGAGGCUCAGCAGCCCAAACCAACCUAUGGAAAAUAGACAAGGUUCAAAAUAUUCGUCUAAGUAUCAAUAAUGACAGGAGCAAUCAAAACAACACCCAUAAGAGCUAUGGAGGUAAACUGCUGCCCUGGUCUCUCUGGAGGAAAGAAGAGAAAUACAAAUCCUUUCCCAAUUCACUAAAUUGGAAACCUUAGAGAGACAUCCACUCAAAACUAAAAUCCACAAAACUGGCACUGAAAACACGGACUCUGAAAUCACUAAUUUUAUACAGGAAUAUUUAAACCUAAAAAAGAAAAGCCAACUUGAAAAAAAUAACUAUGGAAUCCACGAAUAAACACAAUGAAUCUCAACGCUAGAACAUAGCGCUCUCAAUCCACUCUAACAGACCGUGUGGAAAAUAGUUCAAAAAUCUGACUACAUUCCAACAGAUCACAAGGAAACAGUGAACACAAUUUUCUACAAACUCAUGACCCUAACAUUCAGUGGAUCAGAGUUUACACGGAUGGGUCAUCGCUUAAAGCUCCACAAAUAGAGGACCUGGAAUAUUUAUUGAAAAAAAACUAGAAAAAUACAUUGCACCUGGAGAGCUCUCUUACAGUCACAGAACAGAAAAGAAAGCACUAGAACUAGCAGCUACUACGCUAGUAAAUCAUCCAAGUACCCCGCAUAGCAAGAUAGUCUUUCUAACCGAUGCGAAAACAAUCCUCCAAAACUUGGAAAACUCUGAUUUCUCAUAUAUAAAACGACUCAGGACACCACUUAUAAAGCUCAACUACAUCAGCAACAAAAAAAAACUGUUAUUCAAUGGAUAUCAGCACAUAUUGAAUUAGAAGGCUGACGCACUUGCCAAGUGUGGGAGAACAAACACACAAUUAAACAUUGCAUUCUAUCCAGAAGAAAUUAGGAAACAAAUAGUGAACAGAAUAUAAGAUAAAUGGACAAGCUCUCAUCCGAAUCGCAAGAAAGAUGACGCCUAUUAUAAGCUAUCCCGACAAGAUAAAUGCGGUACCCGACAAAAUAGCGCCGACAAUAUAGCGCAGAAAAAAAAAAGAUUUCUGUCAUUUUGAAAGAAAUACUUUAGAUAUCGUAAAAUAUGAAUAGAGUCAAUAUGUUUUUGUUUUAAUGUUAUCAUAACUUUUCAGUCAUUUUAGAGGAAACACUUUAGAUAUCUUAGAACAGAAGUAUGCAAACAUUAAUCAAAAAUUAGAAUAAGGUAAAAUGAACAAUUUCAAAAUGUAUCAUUUAUUUACAUUCCAAAAGUGUAUUUUGAAAACAGGCAAAGAUACUUGUUAGAUUUGUACACACACACACAAACCUUCACAAAGUUAAAUUGUAGAAAAUGUCACGUGGAAAUUCCAUCACUGCUUGAACGGGAUCACCACAUUUCAAAAUCCUCUUUUUAGCAAGUUAUGCAUUUUAAACAUUGGUGCAAAAGGGGAAGGAUAUAAAAUGAAAAGUACUCUCGUUCUCUGCAAAUAUGGCAUACUUUCAGAUCGAUUCAUAUUGAAAAAGAUAGAGACAUCAACAAAAAUGAUGCCCAUGACAUUAAAUUACUAAGAAUCCGGUACUUUUAUACACAUCAUAUACAAGUCCGCGCUAUUUUGUCUUGCGCUAUUUCGUCGGGUAAUUUUUGCGCUAUUUUGUUGGCGCUAUUUUGUCGGGUCAUCAGAUAAAAGUCUCAUCUUUCACCUCAGAACUAAACAGAAUGAGACAACAAAUUUUCCGGGAGCUCCAAUUAGAACUAGUGAAAUCUGCCCAUGUGGAGUGUCACCAGAGAAUGCUUUAACAAGAAGCUCGAACAAAGAUACUGGUCCCAAAGCAUCCCUAUAGAAAGAAAGCUAUAUGGAGAGCUCCUUGAUUUGGAAACCACCGCACAGUGCAUCUCAUACAUUGGUCAGUCACCUGAACGCUCCAACAUAAUACUAUGAGAACGAGGAAGAAGAUCAUAGCAUAACAACAUAUCAUUUAUAAAUUAAAUAAUGAAUAUUAAAUAUGCAUAUUAAAAAACAUAAUAAAUUAAAUAUAGUAAGAAGAGCUAUUAAAAUAAAAUAGAUACAUUUACAUAAUGGAAAUAAUAACAUAGCAAGGGCGAAUAUAGCAUAAUAAAAUGGAACGUUACUACACAUGACCAUGCUAGAGACCAUGACUUGUCAUUGAUUAUACAUUGAGAGUGCCCGUCUUAUAGCUCCAGAACAGGCUGGUUUCAGGACUGGAAUAUCGCAAUUACCAAGUUAACAUCUUUGUGCAGAGCGUAGCAGAUAGAGUUUAAAGGACCGAAAGCACAUGCAUAGUCUUCAUUGAUUUAAAAUAGGCAUUUGAUAAAGUAUGUCGGCCUGGUUUGCUUCAUAAGCCGUGGGGGUACGGGGGAAGAACAUAUUACUGAAUCAGAGACUUCCCACAAGAGCGUACAAUAAGAACCAGGAUGUAAGAAGAAGUCUUAGGGAAAAUGAUCCCUCGAGCACGGCCUUCCUCUGGGCUCCGUUCUAUCAUGCAUUUUUUUUCACGGCCUUAUGCAUGACCUACCGGCCCAGCUAAAUACCAAAAGCUGUUAUAUGCUGAUUAUAUUGUCCUUUGGAAAUCCUUAAGGAGCGCAACCACAAUACAGAAAGUGUUGCAAGAAGAUUCCAUACGCUCUGCUCAUACACAUAAAAAUGGAGGCUAGAAAUAAACACUUCCAAGACGGUUUAUUCUCUGUUCAUGCUCGGGACUGACAUUCUCUGGCAACCUUUCCGACUCACCUUCAACGGAGUGGCUCUCAGCAUGGAGAAGUUACCCAAGUACCUUGGUGUAACUUGAGAUCGCAAACUAAAAAUGUGUGAACUACCUUUGCAAGUCUAUGGCUAUAAGACAGCUCUUGAACAGCUUGAUAAGAUACAAUCCAAAGCUCUAAGAUUUGUCUGUGGAACCUUUAGGACAAGUCCAGUAAAUGCAGCUGAAAUAAUGGUUAAUGUAGGUCCAAUAAACCUUUAGGUGAGAACGGUCAAUACUAACUUGCUCUGAUUGGUACAAAAUACUGGAUGAAUACCUCCCAUCUAGAAAACUAGUGGAUGGCUGGAGAUUCACAAGACGGAUGCAGUCUAAUAAUGUUAAAUUAUUAAGCGUUUAACAGUCAAUACUAAUUUCCAGGUAAAUUAUUUACUGAAAAAACAACAACAACAAACUAAAACGUAACAAUCAAUUUCGUUGAACCAUUAUUAAGUAUUCUUUAAUGAUACAACUUUUAAAACAUUUAGUGAAGUUGAUUUUUUCGUGAAAGCUUCCAAAGUAAUUUGUCCAGAAAAGAUGAAAGCAUUCAAAGAAAUAGCGUAAACUAGGAACACUGGCAGAUAGAAUAAAUGACAUUUUUAGUCAGCUUGCAUGAACAAUUAUAAAAUGAAAUAGCUGAUUUUGAAUUCUUUUCAUUGGCUCUGUUGGCUGUAUUCAUAAGGGCCUGUGACAGGAAUUUUAAGAUACAAGAGGAACUACUUGAGCUCUGUUCUAUGCAUAACACUACAACAAGCAAGGAUGUUUUUUGAUAAAUUAUUGGAGGUGAUAUUGUAGUUAAUUUACCUUUGGUAAAGCUAGCUAGUCUAGCAACGGAUGGCGCACCAACCAUUUUGGGGGUUAGAAAUGGUGGUCGUGCUUGCAAAACUAAGAGAGACUGGUGCUCAUUUUCAAUUUGCUCAUUUUCAGUGCAUCGUUCACCAAGAAGUAUUAUUUGCAGAACAAUUACAGUUCCAACAUAAGCUAAGACCAGUUUCAAUUUCUAUCAAUUUUAUUUUAAGCCUUGGCUUAAAUCAACGCCAAUGUUCAAUGUAUCUGGAUUACGUUGGACACUAAUUGGAUUGUGUACAGAAGACCGCUGGCUCUCUUGUCAUAAAGUAUUAAAGAGGUUUUUUGCACUGCUUGAAGAAAUUGUAUUGUUUCUGAACAUAAAAACUGAACCUGUUGAACAUUUCUGUGAUGAGAUGUUUGAAUAGUUAUUUUUGGCUCGUUUAUUAAAGUCUAGGGGUAAUUAAUUUAUUUAUCCCGCUCACAUAUACAAGAUUUUUUGAACAGGCACACGACAUAAUAACAGAAAACCUUAAAAAGGCUGAAACCUUCAAUAAAUAUUUUGUCAACAUUAACAAGUCAAAGCCAAGAAAACAACUGGACCAGGCCUUCAGUAAUAUCUUAAAGAAAGAAGAAAAAGCUCCAACAGUCAACUGUCAGAUCUUUGACACUCCCUUCACUCUACAUGAGCUCAAUACUGCCCUAAAAAGCCUCAAGCCAAGAAAAUCCCCUGGACCCGAUAAAAUAACAAAUGAAAUGAUUCGGGGACUAGGACCACAGGCCCAAAACUGUAUACUUAACUUUAUCAACCAUACAUGGAAAACUGGAGACAUACCACAGGAAUGGAGAACCGCAAACAUAAUACCCAUCUUAAAGAAAAAUAAACCACCUGGAGACCCAAAAAGUUAUAGACCAAUAUCUCUAACAUCCAACAUUGGCUAAAUGGCAGAAAAAAUGAUCAAUAACCGACUUUAUUGGUGGCUAGAAAGUACUUGCUCACUCCACAAUGCACAAGCUGGCUUCAGGAAAGCAAGUAGAACAGAAGACCACCUCUUUCGUUUUAUCCAGGACACAGUAGAAGGGUUUCAUGAAAACAAGCACACUACAGCAGUAUUUAUAGAUUUGCAGCAAGCCUAUGAUAGAGUGUGGAGAAAAGGUCUAUUUUUGAAGAUGAAAAAAAUGGGCAUCCAUGGAAAAAUGUACAGCUGGAUCAGAGCAUUCUUAAAAAACAGAACCAUCCAAACCCGAUUCGAAGGUGCCAUCUCUAGUCAAAAAAGUUUGGAAGAAGGACUACCACAAGGUUCAGCCCUUAGCUGCACUCUUUCUAAUCUUCAUGAAUGACCUCCCGGACCUCAUUUCGGUCAAUAAGGCACUUUAUGAAGACGACCUUUUAAUUUGGACUACAGAGAAAUAUCCAGUGCUGACUAGAUCCAAACUAAAUAGAGCCCUCACAACUAUCUCCACAUAUUCAAAAUUAUGGAAAAUGGAAAUAAACAAAGAAAAGUCAGUUUAUUCAAUCUUUAGCCACAGCAACAAAACAGCAAAAAGAAACUACAUCCUAAAAAUAGACUCUCAGCCAAUAAAUAAAGAAGAAAAUCCAACAUAUCUUGGUGUAAAACUAGACCAAAGACUGUCUCUAAAACACUUUAUGGCAGAUUUAAAAGAAAAGGCAUCACAAAGAUUAAACAUAAUAAAACACCUAGCAGGAACAUCCUGGGGAGCUGAAAAGAAAACCUUAAGACAGUUAUACACUGGAUAUGUCAGAUCUGUAAUGGAUAACUGUCUCUCCAUACAAGUAGCUGCCAACAAAACCUAUCAAUCAUCAUUAGAUACAAUCCAAAACCAAGCCUUGCGGUUAAUUAGUGGAGGUAUGAGAACUACUCCCACAGCAGCCUGUGAGAUAGACUCCAAUAUUGAACCUCUUAAGUUAAGGCGCAACAGAGCAGCAUUAGAAGCUAUUGAGAGAUACAGAAGGUUGGAGGACGAUCAUCCAAAUAAAUUACUAACACAGAGCAAUAGGAAAAACAACCAAAAAAAGCAAAGGACUCUGAUCCAACUUACUGACGAACUAGCCCUAAAACACCACCUACCCAAUAACAGAGAAAAAAUUACCAGGUUUUCAAACAUUACACCCGGACUAAACUACAAACAACCAACCAUCAAAACACAUUUACUAAAUAACACCUUAACAAAAGAAUCAAAUCCACUGGAGCUCAAAGCAGGCACGCUUGAAACAAUCGAAAGCUAUCAAAAAACAGCUAUCCAUAUUUAUACAGAUGGAUCGGCUUUCAAAGCUACCAUCAAUGCUGGUCUUGGCGCCUUCCUGGUCUUCCCUAAAAAUAAACACUUCGAAAUAAGUGCACCCUGUGGUGAUUACUGCUCAAACUUCCAAGCCGAAAUUGAGGCAAUUACCAUAGCACUCCAGACAGUGGAAAACAAAUUAUAUGAAGGAGUGCAACCACCAUCAGAUAUUGUUGUCUUUACAGACUCCCAAUCUACUCUGCAAGCACUUAACAGCAGCACCUCAAACAGCCCAAGAGAGUUGACAACACUCAUUGUGAUAAUCCACCAGAUGAUAUCAAAAUUAAAUAUCAAUAUUACACUACAGUUGAUCCCUGGACACAUUGGCAUCAUGGGAAAUGAAAAGGCAGAUAAGCUAUCAAAGGCAGGUUCAACUAUGGAACAACCAGAUAGACCUGUUAACUACCUCACCCUAAGGUCAAUGUUAGUCAACAAUCACAAAGAGGAGUGGCUCAACCAAUGGGCAUCAGGAAACACAGGCAGAGCCAUGUACAGAGAAAUGACUACGCCUAACAAACUGGACAGUAUUAACUUCCUCCCCGCAAAGAACAAUCUACAAUCUCCCAACUAAGAACAGGACACACACCACUAUUAAAUUACCACCUGAACAAAAUAAACUCCACAGACAUUGCGCCCACCCCUUUGAAACCGUAAACCAUAUCCUCUUUGAAUGCCCCUCCCUAAUCCACCUUAGGCAGACCCUACUUCCACUACAGCCCAUCAUAACCAACACCCUGUACGGCAGUGCUGAACAACUGAAGAAAACAGCACACUUUUUUUCCUUGGCACAUUCUGCAAAAGAGCUCACAGCUCAGCAGCAAUAAAGCUGGCUAGAAGAAGAAGAAGAAGAACAGGCACACCGCAACUAACAGUAAGAACAGACCAGUAUAUUAAAUUUAUUGAUUAAAACAAUUUAAUGAAUAAAAAGUUACACAAGAUAAUUUGAUAAAAAAAAUAUAAUCGAGAAAUGAAAUGGGUGUAAUAUCUAAAAUAAUUACUCAUCAUAGAUAGCUAAUUAAUUAUUAAUAAUCUUAUAUUCUUAGAUGCUAGCCUGUUGGGUUUUUCUCUCGCGGUCGUAGGACUGUCACUCAGAAAGAUGAGUCAUACGGCUCUGUCUUAGGACGUCGGCUUCGGAUGUCCCCUAUGCUGUAGGCAAGCUGGCUCUAGGGUUAGGCCACUGCCUGUUUAGCAGUAGAGAGGGUUGAUGCUGCAGACUAAGUUUGUAGUAGUAGUAGAUCUCUCAGCUAUGGUUUCUAGCUCAUAGAUGGCCGUGCUAAAUCACACCAGUUUAUUUCCUGUAGCUAAGGUUACUUUAAGCUAUCGGCAGUGGGCAGUAGCUAUUGGGCAGUGGACAGUUUGGGCCGUUACAGAUACAGCUACCAGGCUGGGGAUAUGAUAGACAAUUAGGAAUCUCCUAAAGGCAUUGAAUAGAGAUUCUCAUAUGCCUUGCAAUCAUUCAGGUGCAGGCAUUGGUAUCAAUCCCAACAAGGCAUUUAAAACAAUUAAGGCAUGAGAUCUUAAAACACAUAAAACUCAAUGAUAAGCAAAAUACAAGGGAGUUAACCACAAUAGAUGUGUUAUCAUACAAUGUAGGAUGAUACUAGUCAAGAUUCAUCCAUUAUACGUGAUUACGUCGAUAAGUAAUCAGUUAUAGUAAAAUGGGGAAUGAACAUAGUAUACUAAAGGAUAAGAUGAAAAUAAAGUACUAGGGAUAGAGCUACAAUAAUAAGGGUUUGAUAUGAUUAAUCGAAAUUAUAUUCAUCCAAGGAACUAAAAGUUCACAAGGGUGUGCGACAUAAUAAUAUUUAUGAGGGAUAUAAUAGGAAUGUAAAAUAGUCAAUUUCAAAUGCGCACUGUAAAUUUAGAGCAGGUGUUCUAUGUUCUUAGGCAACACUUAGAUUCAUGAAAGCUUAUCGUACACAAUAAAAUAAAAAAAUAAAAUAAAAUAAAUCAAAUAUACUGCGGUUACAAAUGUAGUCAACCGUAGCGGCAUUAAUAAUGCUAUAUGAAGAUAUAGCAUCGACAUAAAAUAGUAAAAUGUACAUACGUAAUAAAGUCAUAAUGUAAUGACGGGGGGGAGGGGGAGGGGGAGAGAAGGUGUGAAUAGCUAUUAAGCCGCUGUGUGUAGCGCUGGUGCAGCGACUAUUGUGUGCUGGUCACCUGUACAGCGGUCAAUAAUAAAAACUUAGCCCUAGAGAAGCUAGUUUAUGUUUUACGUCGAGUUUUGUCCCGUGAGAGCCAGUACCUUUGUCUAGACGAACGAGGGAUAGAUCAUACAAGAAUUUAGUUAUGGGUGGACAAGGAAAUAAUUAUUAAUAAUAAGUUAAACAUAAAAGUUUCUCACAGUUUGCUGGGAAAACUCAAAUGUACUUUGUAUGCAAGUUUCGUAUUGUCACAAUUUCCAAACUGACGAAUGGGUACAGGAUUUGUCAUUAGCAGUUGAUCUCACUGGUCACCUGCAAGACUUCCAACUUUAAGUUAAAGACAAAAUUGUCGCAACUGCCUGUGAUGAUGUUAAGUUCUUUCAAGCAAAGUUACGAUUGUAGAUAAACCAAAUAUCAAGAGAAAACAUUGUUCACUUCUCAACGUGUCAGGAACUAAAAAGCCCAGUGCCAUUUUUGCUGAAAAUGAUGGGUCGGCUUCAAUACACGGGAAGAGCAGGCUAUGGAGCCUACAUUCAGUUUUUUUGGCUCUGACUCAGUUAAAAUCUUUGGACCAUGUGGUUGUCUUUGCAGUUGGCUCUGACUCAGUUAAAAUCUUUGGACCAUGUGGUUGUCUUUGCAGUUGGCUCUGACUCGGUUAAAAUCUGUAGUGUUUGCAGUUUUGAUGCGGAGGCCAUUGCGAUCUGUAAAGCCGUAAAAGUUAGGGUUAUUGACUUCAACUCGGAGAGUGACAUUUAAGAUUAACACAGAUUGUUGUGGUCACUGACUUAAAACCUGUACUACAGACUUUGCAAAGCCCUGGACCAUGCUACAAUAUUGACACUGUCAACAUGGCUUCACACAAUAUAAAUCAACGCUAUGGCACUCCUGCAACAAUGCAGUGGGUACCGAGACAUAUAGGUGUGACUGGCAACACCAUUGCUGACUCUUUGGCCCAUCAAGGAGGGCUAACACCACCUACCGUGCAUUCGGUGAGUUUUCAUCAUGCUCUGGCAACAAUCCCC